AUGAUCAUGCAGGGGCAAGAGAACUUGCAUCGUCUCUUCAGGCAAAAUGCGAGACCGCUGGGGGCUUAUUGGUCGUACGCCAUAGAUACCCGAAUUCGAUUACCUUUGUGGAUCAAGAGCAGCGAUGUUGCAAAGGCCUUUGUAAAUGGACUGGAAGACACCGCUGCCAGAGGUUUGAUGGAAAGGAAGCUAUAUGCUGCUGGAUGGUCGUGGGAUGUAUUGGUCGACAUCAUGCACAACAAGCUCAAUGAGAGGAAAUCUCAAACGGCCAAUUUGCCCGUUCGGAUGAACGCAGGCUCAGGAGAAGCUGGGGAGGCUUCGAAGCAUAACACUUCGCUAAAGCACAAGAAGAAAAAGCGAAGAGUAAUACCUAUAAUACCGGCGGACGAAGAUGAUCUUCUCGAGAUGAAUUCAUGA
This is a messenger RNA of Aspergillus oryzae RIB40, 417 nucleotides long. RefSeq lists its product as uncharacterized. The transcript has a single exon. The record is from RefSeq and is a predicted model, not a curated record. NCBI's taxonomy places the organism in Eukaryota, Fungi, Ascomycota, Eurotiomycetes, Eurotiales, Aspergillaceae. Bases 1 to 417 code for a protein of 138 amino acids.